Rubroshorea leprosula is the source of this 1363-nucleotide messenger RNA. NCBI's taxonomy places the organism in Eukaryota, Viridiplantae, Streptophyta, Magnoliopsida, Malvales, Dipterocarpaceae. The record is from the annotation of a GenBank genome assembly.
ACUUGCAGUGGCAAAUCAGCCCCUCUCUUAACCCUUCUGUUAACAUUUAACAGUCUGCUCAUCAGCCCUUCCUCUGUGUCUGAUGUGGCCUUCUUUUUGCUGAGAUGGAUGCUGAGGUGGAGGCACAGCUGGACAAAUACUUCAAAAUCAGCAGAUUACACAAAUUACUUUUAUACCCUUAAGGUGUUUAAGGAAUAAAAUUGGGGAUAUGGGGAUUUGGGGAUUUAGGGAUCAGCUUCUAUCAUCUUUGUCUUCUUCCCUUCUUCGUCUUUGUUUAGCAAGAUCUGCAAUUCAUCGAGCAUGGGGUUUUUCGUCAAGUUUUGAAUCGUCUGUCAAAUUACCAUAUUUUAAGGAUAUCUAGGUUUUUAUUUUGUUUAGCAGCUUCUAUCAUCUUCUUCCCCUCUUCGUCUUUUAAAAAUUGAACCUUUUUUUAGCAAGAUUGUCGGCGGCCUCGAUGCGAUUUUUUAGUAGACUCAUUUCAACGGUGACGAUGAACGCCCAGACCCAUGAAAUAAUCGGAUCUUUGAUUGCGAUUGGAGGCACGGAUAGGUUAGGUUCCCUAGAGGCGCAGCCGAUGUUUGGGUCGAAGAGGCUUAGCAACCAGUUCAUAUCGACAAUUGAAGAUUCCAAAAGUGCAAAGCUUCUGGGGAAAUCGAUUGCGUGCUUGCUGGUGACAAACCGGCGAAAAAGGGUGCAUCGCUUGCACUUCCGGACAAGGGUCAAUGCGCGCUCAAGGUUUUUGGAGACUUCAGUGACUAUGCGGACAAUUGGCCGGUCGUAUAAGGGCGGAGAAGCAGCAGAGAUGCAGCCGACCAGAUCAUGAAGCAUCGGCCUCAAGCAACCCACUAAAUUCCCAACGUGGACGCACUCCAUCUCGAACAAGUUAGACUCUGCAACUGCUGAGUUAACUCGUCUUCCAACUCGUUCAGCCAUCAAAAUCUUUUCCAACACCACCAUCUCCUCCUCCUCUAGGUUUACCUGUAUCACCAGAUUUAUAAUAUGCUGAUUUUGAGGUAUUUGUCCAGCCGUGCCUCCACCUCAGCAUCCAUCUCAGCAAAAAGGUCACGUCAGACACAGAGGAAGGGCCGAUGAGCAGACUGUUAAAUGUUAACGGAAGGGUUAAGAGAGGGGCUGAUUUGCCACUGCAAGUGAGUUGAGGGGUUGAUUUGCGCGUGAAGUGUGUUGAGGGGUGAUUUGCUACCAGUUGUUGAAUUUAGGGGGUGAUCUGCACCUUUUGCCUGGUGCAGCUCUCCCUUCUUUUCAUUUGCUGCUACCAACUCCAACAUUAUACAAGUCAAAGAACCCAUUCCACAAGGCAUUUUUCUAUUGCAAGUCAUUGCUAAAAGAAAAGAUGGGAAUAAAG